AUGGGGGUGGCGGAGACACCGAUUCAGAUCCACAUGGUGCCGACGUCGCCCGCAAGCCUGAAGAUCAAGUCCCAAGCCGGCGCCCAAUGGAUCCCGACGGAGCCGGUCCUGGAUGAGCGCCAGGUCUCGAUUUCAACCGCUGCUUCAGUGUCCAGUGAUGAGGAGGUUGUUGAGGAAGUGGAAGACAAGCAGGCUGAUGCGGAGCCGCGGCGAGCCAUCAAGGUGUCGAAGCGCCGAGCUCUGGCGCUGCAACAAGAGCUCCUCGCCUCCUUCGUGGCGCCGGACUUUCAAAAGGCACUGCACGAACUGGCGAGGAUUCACAAUGACCUCAAGGGCUCCAGCCGCGAGUUCGCAUCGGGCUUUCGGAAGUUGGUCAGGAAGCGACAGGUAGAAGUCAUCCCGAGAUUCGGAUUCGAAGCUUCGGAGGAGGGUGUGGAAGACAUGCUCAGGGUCUUCAAAGACUUCCAUGGUGACCCCGACAUCUACAUCAACGAGGUGGCCAUCAAGGAGGCGCUGUGCUUAGAGGUGGAUCGCUUGCCUUCCAAGCACGACGGCUGCAUCCAUGCCAAGCCAGCCAGCAAGGAGCGCGUGAUGGAGCUCCUCCGCUUGCAGUUGGCAGAAUUCAGCAAGGCGGUGUUCCAGCACAAGCUGCAGGAGCUGAAGUGGGCGGCGAACCGAUCAUCAGGACGCCUGUGGCGAAAUGGUGAGGAUCCGGAAGGGUACUUCCACUUGCCAGGACGGACAGAGCUGGCGCUCCGGGUCCAGAAGAAGAUCCUGCCACGCUUCGGCUUUGCGGCCACCAAGGAGGGAGUCAAGGACAUGGUUUGUCAUUGCGCCAAGUUCCUCUCAGAGCCGGAGGUCGUUGAGCUCUUCGACUGCCUCAAUGCGAAGCUGGGCAUGAGCCCAGACGCCUGCGAGCUCUUCCGGAAGUUUGCAAUUCAGAUGACGCGCAGCCGAGCGCGGGCCGACUGA
Effrenium voratum is the source of this 972-nucleotide messenger RNA. Lineage: Eukaryota; Dinophyceae; Suessiales; Symbiodiniaceae. The record is from the annotation of a GenBank genome assembly.